AUGGUGGUUCAGGUGAAUUAUAAAGCCAACAGUAUCCCCGAUUCUGGAAAAGCGAAGCAUCCAGAAUUUCUUACCGUUAUGAUUGCUCCAACCGACAAACCUACUAUCGUCAGAUUUAACGCGUCAGAUCCCUCUGUAACACCCGACAGAGCUAUUGAAGAAGAAGCCGAGCAGAUUAAACGGGAUUUGAAACCACACUUUGACAACGACAUACCAGACAAGUCUGGUUUUUUCCCUUCAACUACUCAGCGUGCGACAGGUCUUCUGGGUCUCUCAGACGCAUGCGUUGAUCUGGCGUGUAACCCCUUCUAUAUCGAGAUUGCCAAUAAAUUGGUGUCGUCUACCUUCAAGUACUGGAGAGAUGAUCAACAGGUAACUUGCACUGGGAAGCCCAUCAUAUCUUCCACUGUUGGGUUUCGGGUAAAUCCUGGUGGAAGACAGCAGGUUCUGCACCGUGAUGAUAAUGAUUACCAUCCCACCAAUGAAAUGAUGCCUUGCAUGAUCGGGUGUGUUACAGCAUUGACUAAAACGACAAAAGAGAAUGGUGCUACGAUUGCUAUCCCAGGCUCUCACUUGUGGGGUCCUGACCGCCGGCCAUACAACGAAGAGGCUGUUCCUGCCGAGUUGGAGCCCGGUGAUGCAUUCAUCUUCCUCGGCAACACUUAUCACGCCGGUGGCGGCAACAUCACGCAAGAUGAACGUCGCGAGACCGUGGGCAUAUUCCUUUGCAAGCCUACACUACGACCUGCGGAGAACCAGUUCUUGAUGGUCCCAUUAGAACGAGUGAGGAACCUGAAACCACAGGCUCAAAGGCUACUUGGCUACGGUGUUUGCGACCCGGGCGUGGGUUUCAUGAACUAUCAAGACCCGAUGAGGGUCCUGUUUGGGGUAGAAGAUGAAGAGACUUAUGACAUGUGA
Messenger RNA from Penicillium maclennaniae, 918 nucleotides. RefSeq names its product phytanoyl-CoA dioxygenase family protein. The coding region runs from base 1 to 918 and encodes 305 amino acids. Lineage: Eukaryota; Fungi; Ascomycota; Eurotiomycetes; Eurotiales; Aspergillaceae. The record is from RefSeq and is a predicted model, not a curated record. The transcript has 5 exons.